Molecule: messenger RNA, 1714 nt
Organism: Calidris pugnax (ruff)
Lineage: Eukaryota; Metazoa; Chordata; Aves; Charadriiformes; Scolopacidae
Product: proto-oncogene tyrosine-protein kinase LCK-like
Exons: 13
Coding region: 143-1714 (523 amino acids)
Biological process (GO): B cell receptor signaling pathway; protein phosphorylation; cell surface receptor protein tyrosine kinase signaling pathway
Cellular component (GO): extrinsic component of cytoplasmic side of plasma membrane
Molecular function (GO): ATP binding; signaling receptor binding; non-membrane spanning protein tyrosine kinase activity
Source: RefSeq, a predicted model, not a curated record
GGGGGCUCGUCUCUGCUCCCCAGAGGAUCCCCACGCUCCUGCUGGGGAUGGAGAGGAUGUGAGAGGGGACGGUGACUUCUCCUGCCGUGGGGCCAUGGGACUCUGAGAGCUGCUGGUCCUCACCUCGCUGCCAACAGCCACCAUGGGCUGCUGCUGCAGCUCGGACUACGACGACGACUGGAUCGAGAACAUCGACAUUUGUGAGCACUGCAAUUACCCCAUCGAGCCCGACAGCAAGCGCCAGAGGCUGAUCCGCAAUGGCUCCGAGGUGCAAGACCCACUGGUGUCCUACGAGGGCACGUCCCCGCCGUGCUCCCCCCUGCAAGAUAAGCUGGUGGUGGCCCUCUACAACUACGAGCCAAAGCACGAUGGGGACCUGGGGCUGCGGAAGGGGGAGAAGCUUCGCAUCCUGGAAGAGAGUGGAGAGUGGUGGAAGGCACAGUCGCUCACCACUGGCCAGGAGGGUUUGAUCCCCUACAACUUCGUGGCCAUGGUGAACAGCCUGGAGCCCGAGCCGUGGUUCUUCAAAAACAUCAGCCGCAAGGAUGCGGAGCGGCAGCUCCUGGCGUCGGGCAACACCCACGGCUCCUUCCUCAUCCGGGAGAGCGAGACCUCCAAAGGCUCCUACUCGCUGUCGGUGAGGGACUUUGACCAGAACCAGGGUGAGACAGUGAAGCACUACAAGAUCCGCAACAUGGACAACGGGGGGUACUACAUCUCCCCCCGCGUCACCUUCAGCAGCUUGCACGAGCUGGUGGAGUAUUACACACGCAGCUCCGACGGGCUGUGCACCCGCCUCGGCAAGCCCUGCCGGACCCAGAAGCCACAGAAGCCGUGGUGGCAGGACGAGUGGGAGGUGCCGCGGGAGUCGCUGAAGCUGGUGGAGAAGCUGGGAGCUGGGCAGUUUGGAGAAGUCUGGAUGGGCUUCUACAACGGCCACACCAAGGUGGCCGUCAAAAACCUGAAGCAGGGCAGCAUGUCACCCAGCGCCUUCCUGGCGGAGGCCAACCUCAUGAAGAACCUGCAGCACCCGCGGCUGGUGCGGCUCUACGCCGUGGUGACCAAGGAGCCCAUCUACAUCAUCACCGAGUACAUGGAGAAGGGCAGCCUCGUGGACUUCCUCAAGACCUCGGAAGGACUCAAGCUCAGCAUCCACAAACUGCUGGACAUGUCCGCGCAGAUCGCCGAAGGCAUGGCCUUCAUCGAGGCCAAGAACUACAUCCACCGCGACCUGCGGGCGGCCAACAUCCUGGUGUCGGACACCCUGUGCUGCAAAAUUGCCGAUUUCGGGCUGGCCCGGCUCAUCGAGGACAACGAGUACACGGCUCGUGAGGGGGCUAAAUUCCCCAUUAAGUGGACGGCGCCGGAGGCAAUUAAUUACGGAACGUUCACCAUCAAGUCCGAUGUCUGGUCUUUCGGCAUCCUGCUGACAGAGAUCGUCACCUACGGCCGGAUCCCGUAUCCAGGUCAGGAUUUCCCGGCAGCUCAGCUGAUGCGCCUGCGGGCGCAGCUGCACCGGCUGAAGGUGGAGCAGGCCUGUCACCAGCACAAGGAGAUGCUGGAUGACGCUACCUUCGGCCUGGAGGGCUGCGAGGAAGACUCCGACCUGCUCUGCAACAUCCCACCCAAGGCUGCCUUCCUGCUCUCCAUGCCCCUCAAGCACAUCGGCGUCACCCGCAUGAACAUCAACUCCCGACGGUUCUCCCUCUGCUGA